This is a messenger RNA of Clavispora lusitaniae ATCC 42720, 1788 nucleotides long. RefSeq names its product GPI-anchor transamidase subunit. Gene Ontology annotation, cellular component: GPI-anchor transamidase complex; membrane. The record is from RefSeq and is a predicted model, not a curated record. Gene Ontology annotation, biological process: attachment of GPI anchor to protein. Lineage: Eukaryota; Fungi; Ascomycota; Pichiomycetes; Serinales; Metschnikowiaceae.
AUGGCAUUAGCGGAAUCUUUUCUACGGACCAUUCAUAAACUCGGGCUCUUGCCCAAAAUUAUCCGGGCGCUACCCAUAUUGUCUUUUUUUCUAGCCAUAGCUAGUUUUGGAUGGCUUCUCGUCUUGCCUAUGGACGGCCAAUACCGUAAUACAUACAUCUCGGAGAAUGCAUUGAUGCCAGGCCAAGUCAUUUCCUAUUUCCGUGAGAGCGAAUGGAAUAUUGUUCGGGGCUACAGAAUGGAGGUGACCAAAUGGAACUUUCAACAAGCUUCAGAGGCCAAUCCUCUUUUGGAAUCGUGGCUUGAAGACAGCGGCUUGAAAAUAUACCACCAUCAAGAUCCCAAAACAGAGUCCGAUACCAUGUAUGCUGUGAUGCAUGCGGCUCGUGGAGACAACACGGAGUCUCUUGCAUUGGUCGUCCCUUACUUUACUUCUGAUGGCCAAGCAAACAUUGGGGCCAUGUCCAUUGCUGCUGCUUUGGCCAGAUAUUUUACUCGAAUGUCCAUUUGGCAGAAGAACAUCAUUUUCGUUUUCCCACAUGAUGGCCACGCGGUGCUCAGAUCCUGGGUCGAGGCAUACCAUUCUUCGUUAGACGAUACGCCUGGAUCUAUAGAAGCAGCCAUAGUGAUGGAAUACGCCUCCGCCUUAGACAAUUUCAGUCACAUGGAGCUUUUCUACGAAGGUCUUAACGGACAGUUGCCCAAUUUAGACUUGAUCAAUACGGUCACGACCAUUGCUCGAAAUGAGCAAAUCAAGGUCAGCAUUCAAGGUGCAGCAGGAGACGAUCUCGACCGUAAUACAUACUUCACCAGGUUGCGCACUUUGCUUACAGGAAUAUUGAACCUUGCAAUCUCCGGCCUAAGCGAAACUGGGCCAGGAUGUGAAAGCUUCUCUGGCUGGCAAAUCCAGGCGAUUACCAUCAGGGCUGUGGGCGAAGGCGGACCCGACAUUACACAAUUUGGACGUAUUGUCGAUUCAACAUUCCGUGCGGUCAACAACCUACUUGAAAAAUUUCAUCAGUCCUUUUUCUUUUACCUCAUGCUUACGCCGCUCAAUUUUGUAUCUAUUGGAACAUACUUGCCUUCUGCUGCUCUUUUAGUGGCGUCGUUUGCUAUCAGUUCGAUUUACUGCUUAGCAACCGGUGUUUCCACUAAAGAUUAUAUCUCCGAGAUUGGACACGUCUUAACGACUUUCACUGGCAUCGAAUUUGCAUGCUUGGUUGCAAGCAUAGCCCUCACCAAAUUUGUGGUGGUACUCCCUGACUUUUUGUCGCCAUUACUCGUGUUCUUGUUUGCGGGCUCCAUUGUUUUAUCUUUAUGUCCAAGCAUUAGCAUCUUGCCACAUAGAAAACUUUCCAAGCCAAUGUCGUACCUGCUUUUAGCCUUUUCGUUGUACUUUAUUGCAAUGCUCAUCGUCAGCUUGCUCAUUGUGCAUUUUGCUUUGGCCUUGUGUCUUGGAGCCUGUGCGUUUCCAUUAUCAUUGAUUCCGGCUUUAAUUAAGCAAUCCGUGGACAAAAAGUCAUCUGCGUCUAAGAUCAACACAAAGAUUUCUCUUUGUCUUUUGGCUUCUUCCCCUGUAACAGCUAUCGUUGCGUUGGGCUAUACUCUUCUGAAUGGAAAGUAUGAAGGUGCGCUUUUUUUGAUCAAGGGCUUAUUGUCCGCAUGGAGAGAGAUGCAAUGCUGGACUUGGUUUGUUUUAUCUCUUGGUUGGUUUCCAGCGUGGAUCGCUAUUGUUGUGGCAUGUUCUCUUGGUCAGUUCUCGGACGCAGAGAAAACAAAGAAAGAGUAG